AUGGCCAUGGAACAAUUUGCAGAGCAAUUUGAGACUCGCUAUACUGAAAAAAUGAGCGAGUGGGGAUUAUUGGACAAGGAGAAAUUUCUCGCCACCAAUGGAUUAAAAAAUAACUGUCCAUCAAUAGCGAAAUUGGGUCAUUGGUUGCGGGGAAAAAUUAUUUCUUAUGAGAGUCAACACUACGAAGUAGCCGAUGCUUACGAAGGAACACGAGCUAUAGUGAAAAUUCUUCGGGAUACUUUAAAUCAUAUCGAAGAAGAAAAAAAGUUAAAUCGCACUGAGGCAGAAAGGGAAGAAGAGAGCGAGUAUGAGUUGGUGGAUGAGGAGAUAGUAAAACUGGAAGCCGAAAAACAAGAAUGA
Racocetra persica is the source of this 360-nucleotide messenger RNA. NCBI's taxonomy places the organism in Eukaryota, Fungi, Glomeromycota, Glomeromycetes, Diversisporales, Gigasporaceae. The record is from the annotation of a GenBank genome assembly.